AUGAGUAUUUUAAUAACUGAAGAACCCAUCUCCGCCCAUCCAGACCUUAUCAAAAAGCUUGAGAAAGGAAUCAUCAACGAGGCAAAGCACGAAGAGCAAAACUUCAAAGACACCCUCAAGGACCUCUCCAAAACCGAGAAGAUGGAGAGCAAGGCCCACAAGGCUUCUGUUCGGGCAGAGCGUGUUUUGGAGAAGGCGGAACAGCACGAACAGAAAACUCUCAAGAAUAUAUAUAAAGCCGAGCAAGCCCAUGAUAUCGCCAUAAGCAACGUGCAUGAGGCCCAGCAUGAGUUAGAGAUGUCGACGAAGAACAACGGGAAAUUUCAGCAAAGUGUGCAGGCGAAGAAGGAAAGAGUAGAGGAUGCCAUAAAGGCAAACGACGAGAACACGAAGGAACGAAACAUAAAGUUGACGGCUCUCCGAGGACCAGCAGGCACCAAUGAAUCAGGACGUGUGGUCCCCGCUGUGGAAGGAGCCGCCUCCACCGCGCAGAACUGA
This is a messenger RNA of Cyclocybe aegerita, 498 nucleotides long. The record is from the annotation of a GenBank genome assembly. Lineage: Eukaryota; Fungi; Basidiomycota; Agaricomycetes; Agaricales; Hemipholiotaceae.